Cydia pomonella (codling moth) is the source of this 2241-nucleotide messenger RNA. RefSeq names its product probable G-protein coupled receptor No18. Bases 296 to 1699 code for a protein of 467 amino acids. The record is from RefSeq and is a predicted model, not a curated record. Gene Ontology annotation, cellular component: membrane. Gene Ontology annotation, biological process: adenylate cyclase-activating adrenergic receptor signaling pathway. Lineage: Eukaryota; Metazoa; Arthropoda; Insecta; Lepidoptera; Tortricidae. Gene Ontology annotation, molecular function: octopamine receptor activity. The transcript is spliced from 2 exons.
CUUCUGCAGUAUUAUCAAAUCUCCGCUAGCUACCUUGUUCUUUCGCUAUAGAGUAGUAGGCUUGGCUAAAUAUAACUUUAAGGGUUGCACGGACCGAGUCUUUGCAGAUUGUUUCCGCAGUCCGCGGUAAAAGCUCGGAAAGAGUGAAUCUUCCGUCGUGACUGUUUUGUGUAAAAUUGUGUGUAGCAAACAAUGCAAAAUGUGUUCCUGUAGAUUACGCCCUCCAAUGAAUGUUUUAAAUUGAAAACGUGAUUAUUAACGAGCCCCUAGAGUAAUUAAAAGAGCAUUAAUUAAAAUGAAUAACGGAAUGAUUUCACUUCAAUACUUCGUUUAUAACGUUUCCGGCGACCCCUUCAAAGAUAAUUUCACAUUUAUCUUCAACUCGAGUUUCUUCGAGGAGACGGUCUGCGAAACGACUCAAACUUUCCUCUUCAAUACUAGUUUGGGAAUCGAAACAGCUGUUGGAGAAUGGGAAGCGUUAACUACUAUCGUCGUAUUGUCUGCCGUUAUUCUGGGGACCAUCUUCGGAAACAUUUUAGUUAUACUAGGUGUAUUUACCCACAAACCGUUACGGAUAGUGCCAAACUUUUUCAUAGUAUCACUAGCUGUAGCAGAUUUGGCUGUCGCGGUAUUGGUAAUGCCUUUGAACGUGGCAUACUCGACUCUCGGUCGCUGGCUCUGGGGCAAACACUUGUGCAAGAUGUGGCUCACUUGUGACAUCAUGAGCUGCACCUCAUCCAUACUUAACUUAUGCGCCAUAGCACUAGACCGAUAUUGGGCGAUCACAGACCCCAUAAAUUAUGCGAACAAAAGAACAUUGAGAAGAGUACUAUUACAAAUCGCUGGAGUGUGGAUGUUGUCGCUUAUUAUAAGCUCACCGCCGCUGCUGGGUUGGAACGAUUGGCCAGAGGAAUUUACAAAAGACACGCCAUGUCAAUUAACAUCAGAGCCCGGUUACGUAGUUUAUUCGGCACUUGGCUCAUUUUUCAUUCCACUAGUAAUAAUGACGAUGGUGUAUAUACAAAUUUACAUUGCUGCGAGACAAAGAUUUAGGAGGCGCACAUUGGCCACAAGAAUAUACAAAAAACGGCCAGUAGUACACGUAGAAAACAAAGAAGAAAGUCAAGAAACUAAAGAGGAAUCGGAAAAUGAUUCUGACAGCGGAGACAGUAUUCAUAAAAAUCAGAGGAACGCCUUCAAUGACAUAAAGAGAAACUUUUUUGUGCCUCUGCUUUUGCUUCACGACCCGCAUGCCAGGCAAAAACUAGAGGAUGGCAUAAAUGAUCAGAAUCUAAAAUUGUCGCCUGGCAGUUGUGGAAGUGUAAAGAAAAGUUCAUCAUUUAAAAACACAAAUCAGAAAAACAGAAGACAGGAAAAGCCUUUACUAACAAGCGUUAGUAAUAGCGGAGACGUGGUCCACCAGUUUAUUGAGCAGAAACAAAAGAUUUCACUAUCAAAGGAGCGAAGGGCAGCACGGACACUGGGCAUUAUAAUGGGUGUAUUUGUAAUUUGUUGGCUGCCCUUUUUCCUUAUGUACGUGAUUUUACCUUUUUGCCAUGUCUGUUGCCCGAGCAACAAGUUAAUUAAUUUCAUCACAUGGCUCGGGUAUGUGAACUCUACAAUGAAUCCUAUAAUCUAUACCAUUUUUAAUUUAGACUUCAGAAAAGCUUUCAAAAAGUUGCUGGGCAUGAAUGCAUAAUGUAGUAGAGAGUUAAAGUCACUAUUUACAAUGGUGCAGUGGUUCUUUUAUACCUACGUGAUGAAUUUUAAAUUGCAGUCAUUCUACAAAGAGUUUUUCCUGAUUUUUGCUCAUCUUUUGAUAUUAAAUUAGCAAGUUAAAUUUAUGCAAGAGACCGCAUAAUUAUCCUUUGAGACUAACUGAUUACUGAUCUAUAUUUUUUAUUUAGCGACUGAUCUGCGGACAUGUAUCAUGUGUAAUAGCCUUAGAUGGCAAGAAUACUAUCGUGGUAUAACUUAAUUUUGAUGUAACUGUAGGUAAAUUAUGGGUGAGUGAAAGUAGGUACCACCGCUACCACCUAGAAAUUUAGUUUAAAUUCCUGUUACCGGGUGAAUAUAAUGUUCAGCGUCACUUUCAUGAUUCAUAUUAUAUUAAGUAAGACCAUAUAACCUAAAGGUACCUAUUUUUAAAGUUUUCAUGGAUUCGCAAACAGAAUAAAUCGUUUUUGUGUUUGAACAAUCUUUGUUUCCAAUGUUUGUUUGUGUUUUUGUUAGCUUUUAUCA